Molecule: messenger RNA, 1525 nt
Organism: Eublepharis macularius
Lineage: Eukaryota; Metazoa; Chordata; Lepidosauria; Squamata; Eublepharidae
Product: HLA class II histocompatibility antigen, DR alpha chain-like
Exons: 2
Coding region: 460-840 (126 amino acids)
Source: RefSeq, a predicted model, not a curated record
CUUGCCCCCAGUGGACCCCCCCCUCGAGGGGUCCAACACUUUAUUGGCUUGCUUGACGCCCUGCCUCUGCCCCAGCGGCGCCCCAAAGCGGCUCACAUCGUUCUCCUCUGCUCCACUGCAUCCUCACAACAACCUUGUGAGGUAGGUGAGGCUGGGAGAGAACCAGCCAGCAAGCUUUCCUGCUUUCAGACCGGGGCUUCCUAGAUCCUACUAACAGUAACCACUACACCACACUGCCUUUCAACAGGCAGGGCCAAUUAAUGGCUCAGACACUGAAACUGGCCCACAUGUUCAGCUGAGUGAGUGAAAUUCCCUUCUGGGGCCCUUGGGGAGCUGUGAAGGGGCCCUUGGUCUGCAAUCCAGACCUGCAACGCAAACUCUUCCCUGUCCCCCCGCCAUGUAGUCCCCCCAAAGGUGACGCUGUACCCAGAGAGGCCGGUGGAGCUGGGGGAGCCCAACAUGCCGGUCUGCCUGGCGGACGAGUUCUCGCCCCCAGUGGUGAAGCUCACCUGGCUGAAGAACGGGCAGGAGGUGGAGGCCGGCAUGGAGGAGACGGACUUCUACCCCAGGACGGACAACGCCUUCCGCAAGUUCUCCUACCUGCCCUUCGUCCCGGAGGCCGAGGACAUCUACUACUGCCGGGUGGAGCACUGGGGCCUGGCCCAGCCCCUCACCAAGGAGUGGAAUGCCAACAUGGCUGAGCCCCUCCCAGAGACCGGGGAGAACGUGGUGUGUGGCCUGGGCCUGGCUGGGGGCAUCGUGGGCAUCAUCGUGGGCACCGUCCUCAUCCUCAAGAGCCGGCAGAUGGGUGAGGCCAACUUACGCCGGAGGCCGAUGUGAGUCCUGCCUGUGGCUGCCAGGGACCUUGGACCAGAAGGCCCAAAGAUGGGGGGGGGGAGGGUCUCCUUGCGGCUCCGGUGCGGCAGAAGCACGACAGGGAUGUGGACAGGAAGACCGUGAAAGAUCUCUGUAUCAUGGCUGCAAGCGGGGAUUGCAAAUCCUUGCCUUAAGUGUGGGGGGUCUGGCUGCAUCACAUGCUCCAUAGGGGCAUGUCCUGGCCACGCGCAUUCUCGUGCCACCUUCUUCCCUUCCAGGUAAUCGUGCCACUCCCUUCCUGUUGAGAUCUGCACCUGCUUCUCUCCCGACCCGCAUCCGUUGCUGCUCCUUCCUUGGCAAAGCCCCCUCCUCCUGGAUCAGCUCAGCUCAGAGAACCUGAGUGAGGGGGGCAAUUUCCUGAUCCUCCACACCCUUCAAUGAGGCCCCUCCCACCAAUAUGGUGCCCACACUGAAAUGGCCCUGCAGGGGCUUAGCUAGGCAGUGAGCCAGAAAGGGGCCAGAGUGCCCUCUCAGCAGUGCCCCCCAAGGACCACUAGCUCCUGCCCCCAAUGGGCCCACCAGUUUGCUUUCCAUUUCUGCCAUGAUCAGGUGGGACACGGUUCUUUCAAGCGUGCCUUAAUGGCCCUCAUAAGGUCUGUUCCUGUGGCCCUUCCCAAGAGAGGGGGGCCUCCAUCCCCUGGUCACUGCU